Messenger RNA from Durusdinium trenchii, 368 nucleotides. Lineage: Eukaryota; Dinophyceae; Suessiales; Symbiodiniaceae. The record is from the annotation of a GenBank genome assembly.
GCGUGUUACCGGGCCCGGGCCCUCCGGCCUCGCAGCCAAGACGUUGCAACUUCUACUGGAUGAUGAGGAUAGCACCAACAAGUUCGCCCACGUCGCCAACCAGGUGGCGGCAGCCAACAUCCCGCCAUCCAUCGCAUCUCGGGGCAGCGCCCAACACUACAGCCGGGGAAGUUUGCCAGUUGCCUCCCGCCGGACCACCGGCAGUGACUUCACGGACUGCUUGGGACUGGAGGUCUCCAUGGAAAGCCUGGAGGCACAAGGCAAGAGGAGCGUGGUGACUGAUGGUCAGGUGAUGGUUCUGGUAGCGCCGCUUCUGGUGCCCCGCUGGCGAAGGGAUGAUUGGGAUCUCCACUUCUUCCCCUCCAGAG